UGAAAAAAAGAACCGACAAAAGAACCCAAAAAAAAGAGAGAAAACCCUAUUUUAAAUUGACCCCCCCCAAUCUCCUCCUUCACUUUCAGACCCUCAUCAGAAACACUCCCUUUCUUUGCUUUAUCCCCGUCUCCUUAGCCUCCUUUCCUGGGCAUCUUCUCUCUCUCUCUCUCUCUCUUCAUGAUCUUUAUGUCCCUCAUUCUCUUAACAAUUUGUUUUCUUCCGAACAAGCAGAAGCAGCAACAGCAACAGCAACAGCGACAGUGCCGAGAAGAAGCCAAUUUUGCAUGAACCCUGAAAGUAUAUCCCCACACCAGAAGAUUUCGAAGGGGCCAAAAAAAGGUGGACUAAAGAAAGUGACCCAAGACGAAGAAAAGGGUUGAACUCGAGAAAUUCUGAUUCAACCGCAAGCGAGUAGCUGAAAAAGAGAAGAAAAGAAGCCCAGCAACAGAGAGAUAGGGAGAGAGGGAGGGAGAGAGAGGGAGGGAGGGGUGUGAAAAAGCUUCAAGGCCUCGGGGAGAUCCAACCAUCCGCACGAGUCAACGUGAUCUAGGGAGAGAAAGGAGGCAAAGAAACGAAAAGUUGGAGAAAUAAAAAGGUUUGACUGUUGAGCCAAGGCCACAUGCCAUGGAUACACUUUUUCUACUGCUGUAGUCUUCUCUUCUAGGUCUCUUCCUUCCUCGUGCACCAUUUUCUCCCUUAUUUUUUCUGGAAAAAGAUAAAAGAAAAGGGGAGAGACUACGUGUGUUGGUGUGUGUUGGUGUUGACUAGUUAAGAUCCCCAAGCCAAAUGAGAAAUAAUUGAAUUAUUACAGAUCGAUGAUUCUCCAUCCCGAGAAAAAACGGAAGCCCCACAGUCCAAAUCACAUCAAGCUGGUUUCUCCAUCAAUCCCUUUUCACAAAUCAUUUCCUUUGCCUCUUUUUCUUGCUUAUUUAUCUAUUUGUUCUGCAUGUAGCGACGCUUUUGAAUGAUGGUCUUGCUUUGUGCGUUCCUUUCAUCGAUCCCACUCUUUAACUGGGUGUGUGUUCAACUCCCAGAAGGCUCGUCUUUUGGAGAAGACAGUGUGCUCAAGUCAUUUUAAUAAGAGCUCGAGCAAGAUCUGCUACGAAAACUCUCUCUCUCUCUCUCUCUCUCUCUCUCUCUCUCUCUCGAAAGAAGCGAAAUUGCAAAAAGUUCCUUGCUUCACAAGAUCCAAUUUUCAAACCCCCCCACCUCCCCCCAUCAAAAGUCCAAACCCCAAAUAACAUAUCAUUAUUUUUCUUCUCUUCCUACUUCUUGUUCUUGGCUCUUACCCUUCUCUUUUCAGCAGCUUUUACGAUCGAAAUCUCUUUGCCCAGACGAUAAACACAGGAUCCGGAGCUUCGCUAGUUCGCAUACAGCCAUCGUUCAAGCAUUUACUGGGGGGAUUUCGGGAACGAAUUAGGAUGGCGUCGUCGUCCACGUCCCCGUGUGCCGCGUGCAAGUUCCUCCGCCGCAAGUGCCAGCCGGAGUGCGUGUUCGCGCCCUACUUCCCGCCGGACCAGCCGCAGAAGUUCGCCAACGUCCACAAGGUGUUCGGGGCGAGCAACGUGACAAAGCUGCUCAACGAUCUCCACCCCCACCAGCGCGAGGACGCGGUCAACUCGCUCGCCUACGAGGCCGACAUGCGCCUGCGGGAUCCAGUCUACGGCUGCGUCGGGGUCAUCUCCCUCCUCCAGCACCAGCUCCGCCAGCUCCAGAUGGACCUCACCUGCGCCAAGUCCGAGCUCUCCAAGUACCAGAGCCUCGGCCUUGCCGCCGGCCAUGGCCUCAUCGCCGCCGCCGCCGCCGCGGCCACCACCCACAACCACCCCCAGAACCUCGGCAUCAACCUCCUUGGCUCCGCUGGUUCACGGGAUCACCACCAUUACCACCACCAGUUCUUCCCCCGCGACCACCAGCACCAGAUGAUCCGGGGCUUCGACGCGGGUGCCAACUACGACGCAGGCCUCCUCGCCAUGAACGUCUCCGCGAGCAUCGGACAAUUGGGCCAGUUCCACCAGCCCAGGGCUGCCACCGGAGACGAUCGCCGGAACAUCGACCCCUCUUAGAGUAUGGAGCUAAAUUAUUCUCCUCCCUUCCUCAAGAAAUCUGUUGAUGGUUUUCGAUUAAUCAUCGGCAAUAGGUUAAAAGAAAAACAUACCUAAUUUUGCUUACUGUCAGCAAGGUUUUGUGUGCGAGAUUUGCAUAAAGAUCUCUCCAGCUCUCCCGCCCUCUCUCUCCACCCCUCUCUCUCUCUCUCUCUCUCUCUCUCUCUCUCUCUCUCUCUCUCUCUCGUUGACCUUGCUAUUGAUGCUGUUGACACCUCAGUCAAUAUAUCUAGGGUUUCAAAGAAUUAUGUAAUUUUGGCAUCCUUAUUACUUUGGGAGAACUUCUUGUUACAUCUUAAUGUUCUUCUUACUUUA
Messenger RNA from Syzygium oleosum, 2423 nucleotides. RefSeq names its product protein ASYMMETRIC LEAVES 2. The transcript has 3 exons. The record is from RefSeq and is a predicted model, not a curated record. Lineage: Eukaryota; Viridiplantae; Streptophyta; Magnoliopsida; Myrtales; Myrtaceae. Bases 1425 to 2069 code for a protein of 214 amino acids.